CCAAACUGCAAAUACGAUAACGUUUAAGUGAAACUCCGACACAGAAGAACUAGGUGAAGAAGCCAUUGUUUAGCUUCUCAAAUUGCAUCGGUUUUGACCGGAGAAGCAAGUACUGAUGCCAUCGUUUAGCUUGAAGUACUUUGUAGGUAAUGGACUGAUGAUGCAUCUUUGUUCUUCCACAUAAAGAGGAGCCACUGCAUCGUUACACAAAUUCCUAAAUUUCUUUAUUAUGGGUGGCUCUCCUAGACAUGAAGAGGUGUGUCGUUCUUUACUCUAGGCUUUAUUUACGACUUUUCUCUCAGCAUCCCUUUAUUGGCAUUCCUCCACAUGGUUUGCAGUUAUUUGUUAGAAGAUCUUUGAGCCAAAGUCUCUCUUCCUCAAGGUCAACCAAUACUAGACCUUUUCCUGAUUAUUCUCCCAAAAAGCCCACCAUUAAAGAAUCUGAACUUGUCCAUCAAAUCUCAAAUACAAUAAAGUUACGCCGCUCUGAGCCCCUUGGCCGCAUUCUUAAGCCUUAUAAAUCCAAGUUUAGGUCUGAUCACCUAAUUUGGGUUCUUAUGAACAUCAGGAAUGAUUAUGAGUUGGUUUUAGAUUUCUUUCAUUGGGCAUGCCUACAUAGAGACCUAAACCUUGAAUCUCGUUGCACUGUUGUUCAUAUUGCUGUGGCUGCAAAAGAUCUUAAAAUGGCCCAUGGACUUAUUUAUGAUUUUUGGGCAAAACCAAAUUUGGAUAUCAAUCAUUCAUUCAAUCAAUUUGUUGAGCGGCUGAUAUACACUUAUAAGGACUGGGGUUCAGAUCCCAAUGUAUUUGAUGUUUUCUUUCAAGUGCUUGUUGAAGCUGGAAUGCUGAAUGAAGCAAGAAAGUUUUUUGAAAAAUUGUUCAAUUAUGGGGUAAUUAUUUCUGUUGAUUCCUGUAAUUUAUAUCUUACCCGCCUGUCAAGCAACUCUGAUAUGCUUGGGAUGGCAAUAAAAGUUUUUAGUGAAUUUCCUCAAGUUGGUGUUUGUUGGAACACCACAUCAUACAACAUUAUUAUGAAUUCCCUCCUCCAAUUGGGGAAAAUAAAAGAGGCCCAUCAUAUACUUGUGAGAAUGGAAAAUAAAGGCUGUAUACCUGAUGUGGUAAGUUAUAGCACUAUAAUCAAUGGGUAUUGUCAAGUUGGUGAACUACAAAAGGUGCUAUGGCUUAUAAAUGAAAUGCAAAUGAAGGGAUUGAAGCCAAACUCAUACACCUACAACAGCAUAAUCCUUGUUCUCUGCAGAAGUGGUAGAGUUGUUGAAGGUGAGAAAAUCUUGAGGGAGAUGAUGAACCAGGGAGUUUUUCUGGAUAAUGUGAUAUAUACAACUCUGGUUGACGGUUUCUGCAAAUUGGGGAAUACUCAAGCUGCGUAUAAGUUGUUUGAUGAAAUGGAGUCUCGGAAAAUUGCUCCUGAUUUUAUAUCAUAUACUGCUCUUUUAUGUGGGCUUUCUCAAAGUGGAAAGUUUGAAGAAGCAGAAAAACUCUUCAGUGAAAUGCUUUGCAAUGGAUUGGAGCCAGAUGAGGUUACAUAUACAGCACUUAUUGAUGGUUAUUGCAAAUCAGGAGAGAUGAAAAAGGCAUUUUCCCUUCACAAUCAGAUGGUCCAAAAUGGGCUUACCCCAAAUGUUGUCACAUACACUGCACUGGCUGAUGGCCUCUGUAAGUGUGGAGAACUAGAUACAGCAAAUGAACUUCUUCAUGAGAUGUGCAGAAAGGGCCUUCAGUUGAAUAUCUGCACCUACAACUCAAUUGUUAAUGGCCUUUGCAAACAAGGUAAUAUAUUGCAGGCAGUAAAGCUGAUGGAAGAGAUGCAGGAGGCAGGAAUGCAUCCUGAUACCAUCACUUACACCACAUUGAUGGAUGCUUAUUGCAAGACUGGGGAGAUGGUCAAGGCUCAUGAGCUUUUGCGUGAGAUGCUUGAUAAAGGGCUUCGACCUACAGUUGUUACAUUCAAUGUGCUCAUGAAUGGUUUUUGUAUGUCAGGAAUGCUGGAAGAUGGUGAGAUGCUACUAAAAUGGAUGUUGGAGAAAGGCAUAAUGCCAAAUGCCACCACCUAUAAUUCUCUUAUGAAGCAGUACUGUAUUAAAAAUAAUAUGCGAUGCACAACUGAGAUGUACAGGGGGAUGUGUACUCAAGGAGUGAUCCCCAAUAGCAACACCUAUAACAUUUUAAUAAAAGGGCACUGUAAAGCAAGGAACAUGAAAGAGGCAUGGUUUUUAUACAAAGAAAUGGCAGAGAAGGGAUUUAAUCUAACAGCUAGUUCCUACAAUGCUCUGAUCAAAGGUUUUUUCAAGAGGAAGAAACUUUUGGAGGCAAGAGAACUAUUUGAAGAGAUGAGAAGAAGAGGGUUGGUUGUUGAGGCAGAAGUAUACAAUAUUUUUCUCGAUAUAAACUAUGAAGAGGGGAACAUCGAAACCACCCUUGAGCUUUGUGAUGAAGCAAUAGAGAAGUGUCUGGUGGAAAAAGCCAGGAAUGGAAAACAAUAUGAACUCAUCAAGCUUAUAGGAGCAUGGGCAAGCCCAUAUGUUAUGAGGGCAAGAAUAGCUCUUAACCUCAAAUCUCUUGAUUAUGAGUUUCUUCAGGAAACUUUUGGAUCAAAAAGCCAACUUCUUCUUCAAUCUAAUCCUGUCUACAAGAAAAUCCCAGUUCUCAUUCAUAAUGACAAACCCAUUUGUGAGUCCCUUAUUAUCGUUGAGUACAUUGAUGAGGUCUGGUCUUCUGGUCCUCCUAUUCUUCCCUCUCUUCCAUAUGAUCGUGCCAUUGCAAGAUUUUGGGCUGCAUACCUAGACGAUAAGUGGUUCCCAAAUUUGAGAAUGCUUAGGGCUGCUGCAGGAGAGGCAAGAAACGAGGCUACAAGGCAACUUGCAGAAGGGCUUCUACUGCUAGAGGAUGCAUUUGUCAAGUGCAGCAAAGGAAAGGCUUUGUUUGGAGGAGAUGAAAUAGGAUACCUUGACAUAGCAUUUGGUUCGUUUUUGGGUUGGUUGAGAGCAACAGAAAAAAUGAAUGAAGUGAAGCUGCUUGAUGAAGCAAAGACACCUGGUCUUGCUAAAUGGGCAGAGAGCUUCUCUUCUCAUGCUGCUGUGAAAGGGUGGAAGAAGAAAGUACCAAAAGAUAUUGCAACCAUGGCUAAAAGCAGUGAACUAAAGCUUCUAGGAUCAUGGGCAAGCCCAUAUGUUAUGAGGGCAAGAGUCGCUCUUAACCUCAAAUCUCUUGAUUAUGAGUUUCUUCAGGAAAAUUUGGGAUCAAAAAGCCAACUUCUUCUUCAAUCAAAUCCUGUCCACAAAAAAAUCCCAGUUCUCAUUCAUAAUGGCAAACCCAUUUGUGAGUCUCUUAUUAUUGUUGAGUACAUUGAUGAGGUUUGGUCUUCUGGUCCUCCUAUUCUUCCCUCGCUUCCUUAUGACCGUGCUAUUGCAAGAUUUUGGGCUGCAUAUGUUGGUGACAAGUGGUUCCCAAACUUGAAACUACUAUCAACUUCUCAAGGAGAGGCAAGAGAUGAAGUGAUGGGGAAAAUAGUAGAAGGGAUUGUGCUAUUGGAAGAUGCAUUUCAGAAGUGUAGCAAAGGGAAAGCUUUUUUUGGAGGAGAUGAAAUUGGGUAUCUUGACAUUGCAUUUGGCUCCCAUUUGGGUUGGUUGAGAGCAACAGAAAAGAUGAGUGAUGUCAAAUUUCUUGAUGAAAGAAAGAUUCCUGGUCUUGUCAAAUGGGCAGAGACCUUCUCCUCUCAUCCUGCUGUCAAGGAUGUCAUGCCACUCACUGAUAAGCUUGUUGAGUAUGGAAAAUCUCUUGUUGCCAAAUUUAGAGCUGCUAAUGCUAAAUGA
Jatropha curcas is the source of this 3830-nucleotide messenger RNA. Lineage: Eukaryota; Viridiplantae; Streptophyta; Magnoliopsida; Malpighiales; Euphorbiaceae. The record is from RefSeq and is a predicted model, not a curated record.